Molecule: messenger RNA, 1874 nt
Organism: Homarus americanus (American lobster)
Lineage: Eukaryota; Metazoa; Arthropoda; Malacostraca; Decapoda; Nephropidae
Product: endoglucanase E-4-like
Exons: 14
Coding region: 39-1874 (611 amino acids)
Biological process (GO): carbohydrate metabolic process
Molecular function (GO): hydrolase activity, hydrolyzing O-glycosyl compounds
Source: RefSeq, a predicted model, not a curated record
CUAUCCUCCCACACUCAGUAGUCUCUCUAACCGUAGACAUGGCUGGAACUCUGUGGAAGACCUGCCUGCUGGGGGCACUCGUCAUAACCCUCCUCAAUGCAGAAGCAGAGGCUCAGUGUGACAACGUUAUUAUCCGCGACCGGUGGUCUGAAAACUACCGAGCCGAACUCACUGCCCUAUCACCCAUUGAUUUCGAUAUCCUUACUAUGGACUGGACUUUCAGCAGUCCUGUGGACAACGUCGACUUUUAUCAGGGGCCGGUGAUCAAGCAUGACGACACGCACUUUACACUCCACAGCGACAUUAUCAGCGCGAAAAAAGGCGAUUUGGUCACGAUCCUCUUCAUAGUUCACUUCCAUGGCGAUACGACGCCAGUCAUCAUCAGUGAGAUACUGAAUGGCGUGCCUAUCUGUAACGGGACGGCACCUACAAUUCAGCCCGUGGCCACUACGACUGAGCCCGUGGUCACUACAACUGAGUCCGUGGUCACAACAACUAUGCCCGUGGUCACUACAACUGUGCCCGUGGUCACUACCACUGUGCCCGUGGUCACUACAACUAUGCCCGUGAUGACUACAACUGAGCCCAUGGUCACUACAACUGAGGCCGGGGUCACUACAACUGAGGCCGUGAUCACCACAACUGAGCCCGUGUACACGACACCGACGCCCGAGGACAACCCUUGUGAAGCAACUGGUAUGAAACCGUACGACUACAGUCAGGUACUGUGUAUGUCUUACUUGUUCUACGAGGCCCAGCGGUCAGGUCCUCUGCCUUCCGAUAUGCGCAUCACCUGGCGCGGCGACUCUGGUCUUGACGAUGGUACUGACAAAAACGUAAACCUGACUGGCGGCUACUAUAUAGCUGGUGACCACGUGAAGUUCGGAUUCCCGAUGGCCUUCACCGCCACCAUGUUGGCGUGGGGCCUCAUAGAUUUCGCCGACGGACAUGAGACUGCUGGUCAGAAGGAGUACGGUGAGGCAGCACUUAAGUGGGCCACCGACUACUUCGUUAAGGCCCAUCCUACCGAAUACGAUUUCUAUGGUCAGGUGGGCCUCAGCAACCUUGACCACGCCUACUGGGGACGACCUGAGGACAUGACGAUGGAGCGACCUUCAUAUAAGAUUGAUGAAGCUCACCCAGGAACUGAGUUGGCUGCUGAGACAGCUGCUGCCCUCGCUGCAGCUUCCAUGGUCUUCUGGAAACAUAGUCCGCCCUACGCCGCCAAUCUUCUGGACGUGGCCAUGCAGCUCUACCACCUAGCUGACUUACACCGUUUGGACUACGACAUCUCCAUCCCAGACGCACAAAACUUUUACCAGUCCAUUAAUGGCUUCGGCGACGAGCUUUGCUGGGCGGCUCUAUGGUUGGCUCGAGCCACAGGAGAUCCCAGCUACAUCGCCAAGGCUCGAGACCAUUGGGACGAGUUUAACUUCUUAAAGAGUGUUCAUGCCAACUUUUCCUGGAACGACAAGACACCUGGAAUCCUUUCACUCUUCUGGAUGUUGGACAACUCCAGUGAGUAUCCUGACGCCCUCAGAAACUACCUGGUCUGGUUAAAGACCAGUGCAUCAUACACCCCGGAGGGUCUUGUUUUCUUGGGUGACCAGGGCUCCAACCGCUAUGCUGCCAACGCCGCCUUCAUCUCCCUCUUUGUCGCCAAGAAUGGUAUGGACACUGAAGCUAACCAGAAGUGGGCGAGGGAACAGAUCGGUCAACUGUUGGGAGACAACUCCCGUUACAGCAGGUCCUUCGUGGUGGGCUACGGCCAGAACCCCCCUAAGAGAGUCCAUCACCGUGCCAGGUACACACACACACAUCAAUUGUUUGUGGUAAAAGCAGAUUACUUCCCAAGGAAAAUCCCAAAUAUUUGA